UACUUGUAAAGAAAACUAUAGUUUCCUUUAUUUGAAUUUACGCGCGCAUAUAGCAACUCUUUGGUAGUUUAGAGUUUUUAAGAAAGAGUAAACUGUGACGGUCAUGACGCACGCCUUUUGUUAAUGUCAAAUAAGAAAAAUUUCUCUUUACAAAGAAUAAGUUAAUAUCUAAUUUUAAAUAAAAUAAGAAAUCGACACCGGAAUAAUAACAUUUAAUGUCGUUUCUUUGAUUUACAGAGAAACUCAAUGUGUUUAAUUGACGGUGCCGUAUAUCAAGCCACUAUAAAAUAAUAUUAUAAAACGACAUUAACUGUCACAAAAAUGGAGAAACUAAAAUUUACUUUUCAAAUUAAACCAACAGUGGACGGAAAGUCAAACUUCAUUGCCAUAACCUCAAUUGCCACACUAGAUGACAAAGUUUACCUGGUUCCUGAAGAGUAUCAAGCAAUAUCACUUCAUAAACAUAUUCAAGCCACGAAAACAUAUGUUACAUUAAAAAGUACAUUGAAAAAGAGAUAUCAAACUAGAAAUGUUUGGAUAAAAACAACAGAAGAAAUUUUAAAAACAUAUGUCGAUGAGGCUGGAAACAUGAUUUUUCAGGACCAAUUUCUAGAAGAAAUUAACCAAGAACAGUCACCAGCUGUGAGUAAAAUGACAUUAGAGGAUCCUAUAGUGAAAAUUUUGGAAAAAUUGGUUGAAGACAAACAGAAUGAAGAAAAGAAGAGUAAGAAAAAGUUAGCUGAAAGAUUUGUGAUUGAAAAAUUUAGCGGAAGAAAUUCAAGAGCAUGUCAGUGGAUGGAAGUAUUCGAAAAAGAAUGUGAAAGAUUUAAUAUUGUAAAAGAGGAAGAAAAGAUCGAAAUUCUCAGACUUUUUCUUGAUAAAACAUGCAUAGAUUGGUACUCCUCCAUGAUGAUAAAGUUUGGAUUACAAUCUGAGUGGUCAGAAUGGAAAUCAAGUUUUUUACAAACAUACACCAGUAAAGGUUGGACUGACAGCAAAUAUGCUUUGACUUUCAAGUACCAAACAGGAUCUUUGGUAGAAUAUGCAGUGAAAAAAGAAAGACUUUUAUUGGAGAUAAGAAAAACAAUGGAUGAAGGGACCCUAAUUGACAUAAUCGCAGUCGGCUUACCAGAUUUUAUAACAGAUAGGAUUAACAAAGAAGAAAUAGUUCAUGCUAAAGACUUAUUCAAUGAACUUGGCAGACUAGAACACUUGGUGCAAAAACGAAGAAUUAUAAAAAGAAAAGAAGAUAGUAAACCGGUUAGAGAAAAAUGUAAUAUCUGUGAUAAAUUGAAUAAAGGAGCCCGCUACCACCCAGAAGAUUCUUGUUGGUUCAAACCAAAAUUGAAUACGGAAAAAGAUAAAAAACAGAUAAAACUUAUCAAUAAUUCAGAGUUGGAAUGUGAAUUGCAGUACGAAGACCAAAAAAACUAAUAGUGCCGCCAUUGAUCAAGAUAAAAUUACUACUAAAUAAAAAUAUUGAAGUAUCAGGGAUCUAUGACUCUGGAUCUAAUGUGUCAUUGAUAAACUCAAAGAUAUUAAAGAUAAAGCAAAACGAAGGCACUCUUUCAAAUGAUACUAAUCUAAAAACGAUUAAUGGCGUCAAAAAAGCUAUCGGAAUAAUUUCACUGGACAUAGCCAUCUUUGAUAUUGAGAAAAAAAUGAAUGUUUUUGUGAUAGAUAACGAAAAUUUUGAUUAUGACUUUUUAGUGGGACUAGAUUGUAUACAAGAAUUUCAUCUAGUUCAAGACGAAAAUCUGAAAAUUCAUCAAAAAUUACCUACACAAAACAAGGAAAAAGUUUCUAAGGAAACAAAUACCGAUAUUGAUUCUAAGGAAUUAAAAAUGGAUAAUAUCAUAAACUACAAUGAAAGUUUUAAAACAGAAGACUUUAGAAUUUGUAUUAAUCACUUGAGUUUUGAGGAACAGACAAUAAUUGAUGACUUAAUAACAGAAAACCAGUCAGUGUUUGCGACGGACAAAUAUGACAUUGGAAAGGUAAAAGGUUAUGAAGCACACAUCGAUCUACAAGUAGAAAAAUAUUGCAGUAAAAGACCAUAUCGUUGCACAGUGGAAGACAAGAAAGAAAUCGAAAGCCAAAUAGCAAAACUACUGGAAAAGAAUAUAAUAGAAGAAUCAUAUAGCCCAUUUGCAGCGCCUGUUACAUUGGCCUAUAAAAGAGAAGAAAACAGAAAAUCAAGACUGUGUAUAGACUUCAGAGAUUUAAAUAAGAUUGUUGUACCACAGUCACAGCCCUUCCCGCUCAUCGAGGACUUAAUAGUAAAAACAAGAAAUUGUAAGUAUUUUUCAACGCUGGACCUUAAUUCUGCUUUUUGGUCCAUACCACUGCGUGUCACAGAUAGACACAAAACUGCAUUUGUGACACAAGAAGGUCAUUACCAAUGGACCUGUCUACCAUUUGGAUUGAAGACCGCUCCAGCCAUAUUCCAAAGGAUAAUGUGUAAUAUUAUACGGAAGCAUAAUCUUGGAGAGUUCACAGUAUGUUUCAUUGAUGACAUUCUGUUGUUUUCGAAGUCAUUCUCGGAUCAUAUAAGAUAUCUGAAGCAGUUAUUUCAAGCAAUUCAAAGCGAAGGUAUGAAACUAAAAUUCUCUAAAUGCACAUUUGCAGCCGAUUCAGUAAAAUACUUGGGGCAUGUAAUCCAGAAUAAUUCAGUCAGACCUCUGAAAGAUAAUUUGAUAUCAAUUAAAAAUUUCCCGAUUCCAAAAACUCAAAAAAAUGUGAGACAAUUUUUAGGAAAGAUAAACUUUUACCAUAAAUAUGUGCCAAAUAUUGCAAUAAAAUUAGAACCACUACAUAAUCUUUUGAGAAAAGGACAACCUUUCAUCUGGACUGACAAAUGUCAAGAGUCAUUUGAAGAAAUGAAACAUAUAUUAUGUUCCCAACCAAUAUUAACAAUUUAUGACCCAAACUUACCUAUUCACAUAUACACAGAUGCCAGCAUAUUAGGAGUAGGAGCAGUUCUGAAACAAAAACAAAAAAACAACGAAGAAAAACCUGUAGCCUACUUUUCAAAGAAAUUAAAUGAAGUGCAAAAAAGGAAGAAGGCUGUGUAUCUGGAAUGUCUGGCAAUUAAAGAAUGUGUUCAGUAUUGGCAACACCUACUAAUAGGCAGAAAAUUCACAGUCUUUACAGAUCACAAGCCACUGGAAAAUAUGAACAUAAAAUGCAGAACAGACGAAGAGCUAGGUGACUUAACUCAUUAUUUAUCGCAAUAUGAUUUCCAAAUUAAAUAUUCUCCAGGAAGAUAUAAUGUUGAAGCAGAUUGCCUGAGCAGAAACCCGGUUCUCGAACCAGAAGAAAACUUAGAAGAACAGCUAAAAAUAGUAAACAUGAUAACAAUAGAAGAUAUUUUACAAGAUCAAAAUCAAAAUGAAUAUAUACAAAGCAAGAGAGAUAAGUUAUAUACAAAAAACAAUGUGUAUUACAAGAAAGUAAGAGAAAAAGAAAAAAUUAUUAUAUCAGAGAAAUUAAGCAUAGAGCUCAUGAAGAAAAUACAUUCAGAUCUAAGCCAUAUCGGAAUUAAACAAAUGCAAAAAAUGAUAAGCACUGUGUAUACAGCAGAGAACAUGACGAAAAACAUAAAAAUAAUUUGUGAAAGCUGCACAAUAUGCAUAAAGAAUAAAUCAAGAGGAAAAAAUAAAUAUGGAUUAAUGUCACAAUUGGGGCCCGCCAAAAAACCAUUUCAGAUAUGCUCCAUCGAUACCAUUGGAGGCUUUGGAGGAUCCCGGUCAACAAAGAGAUAUUUACACCUAUUAUCAGAUCAUUUUACAAGGUAUGCAUACAUACUAACAUCCAGUACACAAAAUGCAAAUGAUUUUAUCAAACUUAUAAAAAGUUGUACAGAAUGUGAUGACAUAGAAUUGAUACUCUCGGACCAAUACCCAGGUAUCAACUCAAGAGAUUUCAAGAGUUUUUUAGAUGAGAAGAAUAUACAAAUCAUAUUUACAGCAGUAAACUCACCUUUCUCGAAUGGUUUGAAUGAGAGACUAAACCAAACGCUGGUUAACAAAAUCAGAUGUAAAAUAAAUGAACAAGAUACAAGAAUGGCAUGGACGACUGUGGCACACAAUUGUGUAAAGAAAUACAACGAGACAGUGCACACAGUUACUGGAUAUGCUCCGAAAUACUUACUUUAUGGCACAGAUGUCACUAUUUUGCCAAAUGAGCUAAAACAGGAAAAAACUAAACAUGAUUUAAUCCAAGAUAGGAGAAGAGCUCUAGAAAACUCAAUCAAAUCACAUAAUUAUAAUAAGACAAUUUAUGAUAAGCAUCGAAAAUAUAUAGACUUCAACGUAGGAGACACGGUUUUUGUGGAAAACGGGAACAAACUCAACAGGAAAAAACUUGAUGAACUGAAAAUAGGACCCUACAAGAUUAUAGAAAAAAUAUCUACAUCAAUAUACAAGAUAAACACUGACCACAAGAGAUCAGAGUCUAACUACUUCCACAUAUCGAAGCUCACACCGGCUCCUGCUAUCUACGUGUGAAGAGUGUAUGCCGGGAACAUCAACCUCAUUGUUUAUAUUCACUUUUACUCAUUGUUUAUCUCUUUUGGGGGGGAGAUGUAAAGAAAACUAUAGUUUCCUUUAUUUGAAUUUACGCGCGCAUAUAGCAACUCUUUGGUAGUUUAGAGUUUUUAAGAAAGAGUAAACUGUGACGGUCAUGACGCACGCCUUUUGUUAAUGUCAAAUAAGAAAAAUUUCUCUUUACAAAGAAUAAGUUAAUAUCUAAUUUUAAAUAAAAUAAGAAAUCGACACCGGAAUAAUAACAUUUAAUGUCGUUUCUUUGAUUUACAGAGAAACUCAAUGUGUUUAAUUGACGGUGCCGUAUAUCAAGCCACUAUAAAAUAAUAUUAUAUACUUAUAGUUGUUAGCUGAAGAGUUUGUUUGUAUGUUUAUUUAAAUACGUUAAUCUCUGGAACUGCUGGCUUGAUUUGAAUAAUUAUUUUUGGGUUGGAUAGUGCAUUUAUCGAGGAAGACUAUAAGUUAUAAAACAUCGCACUAUGACCAAUAGGAGCCGAGCAGAGUGGUUGAAACCUCGCAGAAGUAGCUAGUUUUUUAAUGAACCAUACCGUCACGCUAGGAUUUUCUCCUGUCGCAGCCGUGCAGUCAACAGUUGUGGCCUCUU
Spodoptera frugiperda (fall armyworm) is the source of this 5148-nucleotide messenger RNA. RefSeq lists its product as uncharacterized. Gene Ontology annotation, molecular function: nucleic acid binding. The transcript is spliced from 3 exons. The coding region runs from base 1662 to 4508 and encodes 948 amino acids. The record is from RefSeq and is a predicted model, not a curated record. NCBI's taxonomy places the organism in Eukaryota, Metazoa, Arthropoda, Insecta, Lepidoptera, Noctuidae. Gene Ontology annotation, biological process: DNA integration.